UCCUGCCUGCCUUCCCACCCACCCAAAGUCUGCAAACAAACUCUGGCUGUGCAGGCCAGAAGCCACCAUGGGGCGAAGAGUUUGGCUGGGGGCUUUUCUCUGCUGGGGGACCCUCGGGCUCCUGCAGGCCAACGAAGACAUCCGUCUGUUCGAGACCCUUUUUGCCAACUACGACAAGAAUACGCGGCCGGUACGUGACGUGGAGGAUGUGGUGGAGGUCUCCAUCAAACUGACCCUCACCAAUCUCAUCUCACUGAAUGAGAAAGAAGAGACCCUGACCACCAACGUCUGGAUUUUACACGAAUGGGUGGACCACCGGCUGGACUUCAGCACUGAAGACUUUGGCGGGGUGCCCGUCCUGCAGGUGCCGGCCGACAUGGUGUGGCUGCCAGACAUUGUCCUGGAGAACAACAUUGACGGCCAGUUUGAUGUGGCCUAUUUCGCCAACGUCCUGAUCUACCCCGGCGGGAACAUGUACUGGCUGCCGCCCGCCAUCUUCCGCAGCACCUGCGCCAUCGAGGUCACCUUCUUCCCCUUUGACUGGCAGAACUGCUCCCUCGUCUUCCGGUCCAAAACAUACAACGCCAAGGAGGUGCAGCUCGGCUUCAGCACUGGCGACUCGGGGGAGUUGGUGGAGCAGGUCGAUAUUGACCCAGAAGCUUUCACGGAGAAUGGCGAGUGGGCGAUCCAGCACCGACCGGCCCGCAAGGUGCUGGCCCCCAUGUCUGGCCCGGAGGCUCCCGGCUACUCGGAGAUCCACUACUUCCUGAUCAUCCAGCGCAAGCCCCUCUUCUACAUCAUCAACAUCAUCAUCCCCUGCGUGCUCAUCUCCUCCCUGGUGGUGCUCGUCUACUUCCUGCCCGCUGAGGCUGGGGGCCAGAAGUGUACCGUGAGCAUCUCGGUGCUGCUGGCCCAGACGGUCUUCCUGUUCCUGAUUGCACAGAAGGUGCCGGAGACCUCGCUCAGCGUGCCCCUCAUUGGCAAGUACCUGCUCUUUGUGAUGGGGGUGGCCACCCUGAUCGUCAUGAACUGCGUCAUUGUGCUGAACGUGUCGCUGCGCAGCCCCAGCACCCACACCAUGUCGGAGGGUCUCAAGCACGUCUUCCUGGAGGUCCUUCCUCGGUACUUGGGCUCCAACUUGGAGCCAGCCGGAGACGACCCCUGGGACGCCCCCCGCCCGCGCCGACGCAGCUCCUUCGGGAUCAUGCUGAAGGCGGAGGAAUACAUCCUGAAGAAGCCCCGCAGCGAACUCCUCUUCGAACACCAAAGCCGGCGCCACGGACUGCGCAGGGAGCCUGGACUCCGGAUGCUCCAUGGCAUUGAUGUGGGGCUGACCCACACCUUGUAUAAGAACCUGGCCAGCAUGGCGCCAGAGAUCAAGGAGUGUGUGGACGCCUGCAACUUUAUCGCGGAGAGCACCAAGGACCAAAGUGCAGACAGUGCUGAGGUGGAGAACUGGGUGCUGAUCGGACAGAUGAUGGACAAGCUCUGCUUCUGGGCCGCCAUCUUGCUCUUCACCAUCGGGACUCUUGCCAUCUUCCUCACGGGAUACCUCAACACGGUGCCCGACGACCCCUUCCCUACGCGGGAAGCCCAGUAAAGCAGGCCCCACCCCGGAGGGCAGGGAGGGCUUUCCCCAGGCGGAUGCAAGCGCUGGGUCUUCUCGCUGGACAGGGGUGCUCUGCCCCCUUGAGCACCGCCCCCCCACACACACACACACUCCGCUUCUGAGGCCAAGCUCUGGAACUCGGUGGUGUGCCUGUCCUAGCCCACCUGGUCUCAAUAAAAGAGUGGCAUUGCUUUGGA
Messenger RNA from Hemicordylus capensis (graceful crag lizard), 1806 nucleotides. It is a transcript of the gene CHRNE, whose product is annotated as cholinergic receptor nicotinic epsilon subunit. Gene Ontology annotation, molecular function: transmembrane signaling receptor activity; acetylcholine-gated monoatomic cation-selective channel activity. Lineage: Eukaryota; Metazoa; Chordata; Lepidosauria; Squamata; Cordylidae. Bases 68 to 1600 code for a protein of 510 amino acids. Gene Ontology annotation, biological process: signal transduction; regulation of membrane potential; monoatomic ion transmembrane transport. Gene Ontology annotation, cellular component: postsynaptic membrane; neuron projection; synapse. The record is from RefSeq and is a predicted model, not a curated record. The transcript has 12 exons.